AUGGGGAAGGUAGAUGUUCCAAGUGUUCAUGGAGGAUUAUCACCUGAAGUUAGAACAUUAGAUCAAAUAAGAAUAAUACCAAGAGCACAAGAAAUUCCACAUGAGGGAUCAUUUUGUGAUUUGAUGUGGUCUGAUCCCGAAGAUAUUGAAACAUGGGCUGUUAGUCCACGCGGAGCAGGAUGGUUAUUCGGAGCUAAAGUAACAAACGAAUUCAACCAUGUUAACGAUCUUAGUUUGAUAGCUCGAGCACAUCAACUAGUUCAAGAAGGGUUUAAAUAUAUGUUUCCGGAUGACAAUCUUGUAACAGUAUGGUCAGCUCCUAACUAUUGUUACAGGUGUGGUAAUGUAGCAUCAAUUAUGCAAAUUGAUGAAAACUUACAAAUCGAUGAAAAUAGCUUUAAAAUUUUUAAUGCCGUACCUGAUCAAGAGCGUGUUAAUCCAGCUAGAGCAG
This is a messenger RNA of Entrophospora sp. SA101, 451 nucleotides long. Lineage: Eukaryota; Fungi; Glomeromycota; Glomeromycetes; Entrophosporales; Entrophosporaceae. The record is from the annotation of a GenBank genome assembly.